This is a messenger RNA of Rhipicephalus sanguineus (brown dog tick), 831 nucleotides long. Its product is annotated as gamma-glutamylcyclotransferase-like. Bases 202 to 753 code for a protein of 183 amino acids. The record is from RefSeq and is a predicted model, not a curated record. Gene Ontology annotation, molecular function: gamma-glutamylcyclotransferase activity. Lineage: Eukaryota; Metazoa; Arthropoda; Arachnida; Ixodida; Ixodidae. The transcript is spliced from 3 exons.
GCAGCUGGUAGAACCGGCCGAGUAUCACGUUUCGACCGGAGCUGCGUUGCCUACAUCGGCGCUUGUUCUCCUUGUAGGUCAGUUUAAUUUCGUUUUCCCGACCCCCUGACCGAAGCACCACAGCACACACAACGACGCUCUAACUGCAACGGCGACUCUGACACGGUCAUCGCAGUCACAGAACCACGCGGAUCGCAGGCGAUGACUUCGACGACCAAGCAGACUCGGAACCCGGACGAUAUCCUGUACUUCGCCUACGCCAGCAACAUGUGGUCGCGCCGCAUACACAUUUGCAACCCGACGGCCAAGUUUUUGGACAUCGGCGAGCUGGAGGGUUACCACGUCGACUUCUUCGAUUAUUUCGAAAGCUGGCGAGGUGCCAGUGCUGCGCUCCGAAAGUGCGACGGAAAAAUCACGCACGGUGUGAUAUGGGCAGUCCCGAAACAAGACGUCCAUAAUCUAGACCGACAGGAGAGCGACUACGAAGGCGUGGACGUUACCGUAAAGCUGUCAUCCGGAGAAGAGGCGGUCUGCCGGACGUACAUUUACGGACACACAAAGGCCGGGAAGAGAGGCGUGCCUUCGCUCUUCUACAAGGCGGUCAUCGUGGCCGGAGCAAUCGAGCACAAGUUGCCCGAGACGUACGUGCAGCAACUGGUCAAGCAGCCGGACAACGGCAACGUCCAGGGCGUCAGCGUUCCGCUCGACGUCGGAGAGCUGAGAUCCUCCGUGAAGGGAUACUUGAGCUUGUGAGCUAUAUUCGUGCGUGUUUCCAAAGUGAAAAAAAAAAAAAGAAAAAUACAUGACUUCGCCACCAAUAAAAUCAUUAUA